GUAAUCAUGGGAGGGAAAAGCUUUAGGAUGGAAAGCCACCGCCAUUCAUAUCCUUAUGGGAAUACGCUUGCAUGGGCUACCUCACCCAGCCCUUCCUAUGCUAGUAGCUAUACUGAACCCGAAGUGAUGAGCAGAUCAAAUAGAAGGUAUUCAAGGAUUGCCGAUAACUACAACUCACUCAAUCAGACGAAAGAAGCAAGCCAACUUAUAGCAGUCACAACAAGGACAACAAUUGUGCACGACGAUAAACUCAUUAUCACCACAACAAGCCCCUAUGAGCAAGCAGCAUUUGGUUCUAAAACUGAUUGGCGUGUGAGAUAGGCUACACAUACAUCAUGCCCAAGAACAUUUUGAAGAAGUUUAUUUGCAUAGCAGAUCUUCGAACUCAAAUUGCAGGAUAUUUGUAUGGCAUAAGCCCCCCAGAUAACCCUCAAGUGAAGGAAAUCCGUUGUAUUAGUUACCAAUUAACAUUAAUACUUUUUAGCCAACUCAUCAAAUUGAAGAUAUGUAUUCUAAUAAAU
Molecule: messenger RNA, 521 nt
Organism: Magnolia sinica
Lineage: Eukaryota; Viridiplantae; Streptophyta; Magnoliopsida; Magnoliales; Magnoliaceae
Exons: 3
Coding region: 7-321 (104 amino acids)
Source: RefSeq, a predicted model, not a curated record